Messenger RNA from Brenthis ino (lesser marbled fritillary), 957 nucleotides. NCBI's taxonomy places the organism in Eukaryota, Metazoa, Arthropoda, Insecta, Lepidoptera, Nymphalidae. The record is from the annotation of a GenBank genome assembly.
AUGCUUAAACAAAACAAUUACUUUAAAAGUACUCUAAUAAAACCGAAGCUUAAAUUAUGUACUGAAUCCCCUUUUAUAGUGAUUUUAGUUACUUCUUAUGUUGGACAUGUAGAACUUAGAAGUGCCCAUAGGAGGGCAAUGUCUGCUGACUAUUUGUCAUCUUUAAAUAUAACAAGAACUUUUCUCCUAGCAAAGAUACCUUCAAAUGAAAAGUAUAUUACACAGGAAGCUAUUAUUGAUGAAAGCAAUGUAUUCAAUGACAUUCUCCAAGGUUCUUUUUAUGAAAAUUACAGAAAUCUUACUUACAAGCACCUCAUGGGAUUAGAAUGGGCAUCCAGGGAAUGCAACAAAGUAUCAUAUAUUUUGAAAAUUGAUGAUGACACUGUAUUUAACAUUAAAAAGACUUAUGAAUUUUUAAAAUCUUUACCAAAAAAUGAUGAGCUAUUGAUGGGAUAUAUUUUAAAUUAUACUCUACCAAAAAGAAAUAAGCAAAACAAAUGGUAUGUAACUUUUGAUGAGUACCCUAGAAAUAUAUAUCCUCCUUAUUUAUCUGGUUGGUAUUACAUAAUAAGCCCCAAAGUGGCUAGUUUAAUCUGUGAUGAAGCUAUGUAUAACUCAUUUUUCUGGAUAGACGACAUAUUUGUCACUGGUCUUCUAAUAGAAUCUCUUGGUUUAAAGCUAAAACAGCUACCUGAUAAAUACUGGUUGGAAUAUUAUGAGCAGCUUGAAUGCUGCCUUCGAGAUAUGAUCACAAAAUCUAUAAAAUGUGAAUAUGUUAUUGGUCCUAAUGGGGGAAGAGAGAAUCUAAUAGUGGAAUUCAGUGAAGCUUAUGCAAAUUGUGAGAGAUGGAAAAACUGUACAAUAAGAUCAGAUCGUGACAUUAAGAAAGCCUGUAUUGUUACUAAAGAAAGAACAAUAUUCAGUAAUGGACAAUCUGAAGUUCUUCACAUAAAUCUA